AUGUCGAUUUUUGGAUUUCUCGGUAGAGGCGAAGGCGGUGGUCGACGAAUUACAGUUUCCUACCCUCCAGAUUUAGCGAUUAUUGUGGAAUUCGUUCAGGGUUCACAUCAGAAAUUGAUUCAGCGGAUAACAGAUGAAUGCUGGAACGGAGGCAACAGGUGGAAGAAAGCAGUGACGUUGGGGUGUUUGAUGGCAAUGGGUCACGACAAGAGGGGGGCGGAGUGGGCUGAGAACUACGGUGGAAGCCGGUGGUGCUCGUUUCGGCAACUCCUGCUGCUUCUGUUUAUUUCUUCCGACGAGGUCGUCGCGUGA
This is a messenger RNA of Lactuca virosa, 312 nucleotides long. NCBI's taxonomy places the organism in Eukaryota, Viridiplantae, Streptophyta, Magnoliopsida, Asterales, Asteraceae. The record is from the annotation of a GenBank genome assembly.